Molecule: messenger RNA, 2874 nt
Organism: Chrysoperla carnea
Lineage: Eukaryota; Metazoa; Arthropoda; Insecta; Neuroptera; Chrysopidae
Exons: 8
Biological process (GO): transmembrane transport; monoatomic anion transport
Cellular component (GO): plasma membrane
Molecular function (GO): transmembrane transporter activity
Source: RefSeq, a predicted model, not a curated record
AAUAACUUCUGUUAACUGUUCAAUAUGAAAGAUUUAAAUAUUUGUAUGCAACGUCGAUAUCUGAUAUGCCUCCUAGGUUUCUUUGGUUUUUUUAUAAAUUACUUAAUGAGAGUAAAUUUAAGCGUUGCCAUUAUUACAAUGACUAAAGACAAACAUACUUUAGAAGUAAGUAUAUAAAUUUUUCUUGUAUUUCGUAAUAUAUUUUUAAUAAACCUUUUAUUACAAAAGGGUUCGAAGAACUUCACUUGGUCUAAGGAUCAAGUAACAUAUUUACUAGGAACUUUUUUUUAUGGAUAUUUGCUGACACAAAUUCUGGGAGGAUAUGUAUCUAGCAAGCAUGGAGGGAAAAAGGUGUUUUUAGGCAGCGUUUUUAUUAGUUCCGUAUUAUCAUUGAUGACACCAGUAUGUGCACUUCUGAACUUCUAUGCUCUUUUAACAACUCGAUUCAUGUUAGGAGUGGUUCAAGGUGCAAUGUAUCCUUGUUGUUAUUGUAUUUUACAUAAAUGGGCUCCGCCUUGGGAACGAAGUCGUCUUCUUAUACUCAUAUUUACAGGAAGCUAUGCAGGUACCGCCGUAGCCAUGUCCUUAGGUAGUAUCAUAUGUGAUACUAUUGGUUGGUCAUGGAUAUUUUAUAUACCUGGAUUUUGUGGAUGCGUUUGGUGUAUUUCCUGGAUGUUUUUAAUUAGUGAAUCACCAACGACCGAUAAAAGAAUCAAACCUCCAGAGUUAAUAAUCUUACAAGAAGCUUUGAAAACUUUUACUGAAGACUUAAAUAUGUCAAUUCCAUGGAAACGGAUUUUUUUAUCUCCACCAGUUUGGGCAAUUAAUAUUGCUGAUAUGAUCACUAAAACCGGAUGGAUAAUUAUACUUUAUAUUGCAAGUGGUUUCUGUUUAAUGGGAGCAAUUGUUUAUGCAAUUUGUGCCUCAGGACGAAGACAAUAUUGGGCAAUGAAUACUUUUCGGCGUGGGAAUAAAACUUCAAAAUUGUCAAGUACAUUGUUAUUUUCCCUUCCCAGUGCUAGAAAAUCACUCAAUGAAACAUUUUCAAAUAAAAAAAUAACGGAUGAGAAAACUUCUGAUGGCAAAACAACUGACGAAAAUAACGAAAAACCAUUUCAUGAAAAAACAUCUGAUAAGAAAAUAUCUGAAGAAAAAAAAUUUAGUGAAAAAAUUUCUGAUGAAAAAAUACUUAAUGAAAAAGCAUCUGAUAACAAAGUUAUGCGGUGGAAAUUAUCUGACGAAAAAAGACCUGGCGAAGAAGUACCUGGUGAAAAAAAAUAUGAUGAAGAAAUUUCCAAUAUUGGUUGGAGUGCCAGCAACAAAUCCACACUAAUAGGUAUAUUUUUCUACGGAUAUAUUUUAACACAAUUUUCUGGAGGAUAUUUAGCUGAUCGUAUUGGUGGUAAAAAAGUAUUAUUUGGCAGCGUUCUAUCCAGCUCUAUAUUAAGUUUAUUCACACCACUAUGUGCAAAGUCAAGCGUACCAACUUUAUUUAUUGUACGUUUUUUAAUAGGACUUUCUCAGGGUGUGAUGUACCCUAGUGUAUAUCCCACUUUACGUAAAUGGGCACCUCCAUGGGAACGAGGUCAACUUUGUUUAAUUGUAUUUACUGGGAAUUAUGUCGGUACUACUAUAGGUCUACUGUUAAGUGGUGUUAUUAUUUCAAAAAUUGGUUGGCCAUGGGUAUUUUAUAUAUUUGGUAUAUUUGGCAUUUUAUGGUGUAUUACAUGGCAGUUUGGUGUUAGUGAAUCGCCCGUUAACGAUAAGCGUAUCAGUAGACAAGAGCUGUUGAUAUUACAAGAGGCAUUGAACACAUUAACUAGAGAUUAUAAUCCACAAAUACCAUGGAAAAAGCUUUUUAAAUCUGUACCUGUUUGGGCAAUAGCUGCUGCCGAUUUUGGAAAUAGUUUUGGAUAUUAUUUAGUCCUAACGCAAUAUUCAGUUUAUUUGAAUGAUGUACACUAUCCUACUAGAAAAAUUGAUAAUUUCGGCUUAAUAGCAUCAAUUCCACAUAUAAUAAUGAUUUUUACAAGUCUUACAAGCGGUUACAUGGCAGACUUAUGUAUAAAAAAGGAAUGGAUGUCAGUAACUGUCUGUCGAAAAGUUUUUACUUGUGGCGCAUUUUUAGUACAGGCAAUAACUUCUAUUGCUGCUGCAACCGCAACAAAUACAACAGUUGGUCUCAUUCUUAUCAUUUUAAAUGUUAGUGUUGGAGCAAUUGGGUGGGCUGGUUACAGUGUGAAUCACUUAGAUAUAUGUCCACAAUAUGGUGGUAUUUCAAUGGGAUUAGCAAAUACAUUUGGAACUAUGCCUGGAAUAUUAAUGACAUUGCUUAUUAAUUUUUUUGUAUCAGAUGAUACUAUUAUGAUGGCAAAAUAUACAAAAUGGAGAAUAAUUUUUUUAAUCACAACGGCAUUUUGUCUACUGGGAUUCAUUGUAUAUGCACUCUGUGCUUCUGGAGAGAGACAACCUUGGGCAAUGAAUAUUUAUCGGCACAAAAGUAGUAUGAAAAGUAUAAAGAGUGAUGAUGAAAAUAAUUCGGAAGAAGAUAUAGGAGGAUGGGAAUCUGGGGAAAAUGUAAUAUUAAUUCUCCGCAGAAAUGAUAAAACAGAUAAUGAAGGUAAUGAAGAUAAAGAGACUGAAGUUAAAAUAUACAAAGAAGACGAAAAAUAUAAAGAAGAAGAAAACUAUAAAGCAUAUGAGAAAGAUAAAGAUGAUGCUAGAGAUAAAGUUGUAACGAAUUUGGAUCAUAAAGAAAGUCAAGAACCGAUAGCGGCUAUAGAGUAUAAAGAAGCAGGCAUGGAAAAUAGAAUUCCCAAUAAAGAUUACGAAGAUAAAAAAGACUCAUCUAAUAAACGAUUAGGUUUUAAAUAA